Messenger RNA from Megalops cyprinoides (Indo-Pacific tarpon), 4134 nucleotides. Its product is annotated as vitellogenin-like. The transcript has 28 exons. Gene Ontology annotation, biological process: lipid transport. Gene Ontology annotation, molecular function: lipid carrier activity. The record is from RefSeq and is a predicted model, not a curated record. Lineage: Eukaryota; Metazoa; Chordata; Actinopteri; Elopiformes; Megalopidae. The coding region runs from base 1 to 4134 and encodes 1377 amino acids.
AUGAGAGGAAUCAUACUUGCAGUGACUCUGGCUGUGGUGGGAUGCCAGCAGAUAAAAUAUGAGCCUAUAUUCCCUGGCAAGAAAACCUACCAGUACAAAUAUGAAGGCUCAUUGAUGAAUGGUGUAUCUGAGAAUGACUUGGUGAGAGCGGGUAUGAAAAUCAUCUCAGAUGUGGCCAUCACUGAGAUUGCUCAAAACACCUACGUGCUGCAGAUGGUGAAUCCUCUCAUCCAGGAGUACAAUGGUGUUUGGCCUAAUGCUCCAUUUAUUUCCAUGGCAAAGCUAGUCCAAGCCCUGAAACAGCAGCUCGUUCAGCCAGUUAAGUUUGAGUAUAAUGGUGGGCAUGUGGGUCAGAUCUUCACACCUGCUGGUCUGUCUAAUACUGUGGUCAACAUCCACAGGGGCAUUCUGAGCAUGCUCCAGGUGACGGUGAAAACCACUCAGACUGUCUACCAGCUGCAGGAGCCUGACAUUGCAGGAACCUGCCAUACCAGCUAUGUCCUCCAGCAGGAAAGUGGAAGUGACCAAAUCAUCAUCACAAAAUCAAAGGACCUGACCAAUUGUGAUGAGAAAGUACAGAAGUUUACUGGCAUGGCUUACAUUCAGAAGCCCACCAUGCAUAAUGAGGUUGCAAAGACCAGUUUGGGCACUGCAGCCUACAUGUAUGUCUUGAAACCCCUUAAAAACAGUCCUGGUCUACUGAUUGCUGAGGUGACCUCCAAAGGUGUAUAUCAGUUUUCACCAUUAAAUGAUGAAGGUGAAGCAUCUCUCAGUGAGGCCAGUCAGAAACUCAUCCUCGCAGAAGUGAAGGAAGCGCAUGGAAGUUUUCCAGACCUGGAGUUUCAGAAACGGGGAACCAUUCAAUAUCAGUUUGCUUCAGAAUUUCAUCAAGCCCCUACAUUUUUUCUCAGAAUAGAGAAUGUAGAGGCUGAGGUAAUAAAUGCUCUGCAGCAACUGGUACUGAAAAAUGUUGAGAGAGUCCACAAGGAUGCACCAAAUGAGUUCCUUAAGUUAGUCCAACUGUUGCAGACUUGUACCUAUGAGAACAUUAAUGGAGUAUGGAAGCAGUAUGCAAAAUCCCCACAAUACAGGAGUUGGCUCCUGGAUGCGUUACCAGCCGUUGGGAACUCAGUAUCUUUCAGAUUUAUUGCUGAAAUGAUCAUAAAGGCUCAACUGACCGUGACAGAGGCUGGCCAGGUCCUUGUCACUGCCAUGCACCUUGUCCAAGCUGACCUGGAUACCCUGAAGAUAGCAGCUGAGCUCUUAUCUGCAAAGAACAACAUAAACUCACCCACUGUCUACAAUCUGGCUUUAUUAGCCUAUGGCUCAAUGGCAAAUAGAUUCUGUGUGGUGAACAAGGACUGCCCAGAUAUCAUUUUAAAGCCCCUCCAUGAUUUUGCUGCAGUUGCAUUAGAUACUGCGCAAGAGGAGGACACAAUCCUGGCAUUGAAAGCCAUCGGUAACGCAGGCAACCCGGCCAGUAUCAAGACCAUCAUGAAGAUUCUAUCUGGGCAUUCCUCUAUUGCUCCAGAGUUCCUGGCUAAAGUCCAAGUGGAUGCAAUAAUGGCCCUGAGGAAAAUUGCUCAGCAGGACCCAACACAUGUGCAAGAAAUCACGUUGGGUAUUUUCAUGGACCAGAGUCAGCAGCCUGAGGUUAGAAUGCUGGCAUCAGUGGUUCUGCUGGAAGCCAAGCCACCCUUAGCUUUGCUGACUACAGUAGCUGAAGCCUUAACACAUGAGACCAGUCUGCACGUGACCAGCUUUGUCUAUUCCCUCAUGAAGAGUCUGUCCAGGAGCACAACACCUGGGCAUGAAAAGCUAUCUGCUGCAUGUGAUGCUGCUGUAAAACUUCUCAGCCUCAAGCUUGAUCAGUUAAGCUACAGAUACAGCAAGUCUAUUUAUGUGAACCUGUAUAAAGGUGAUUUGAUGUUAGGAGCUGCAGUUAAUAUCCACCUUAUGAAGAGUUCAGCCAGCAUCAUCCCAAGGUUUUCUAUCUUCAAAGUUCAGACUUAUAUUCUGGGCAAAACUGCAGAGCCACUGGAGUUUGGCAUUCGCGCAGAAGGAAUCGAAGAUGUACUUAUGAAGAACAGUGGUGAAUCACACACAAUAUCCACAUCAGGGAACAUCCAAAGAAUUUUGCAGUUGGUUGUUAGAGGGCCGGUUUCUAACUACAGCAUCAUCUGGAAGGUAGUGGCAAUGCUGCAGGAAGGGAAGACACUGCAGUUCUCCAAUCGCUUCCUAGCAGCACAACUGAGAGCCAUCAUCCCCACCUGCAUUGGCCUGCCAGUGGAAAUUAGUCUGUUUUCCACUGCUGUCAUCAGUGCUUCGGUGACAGCUCAAACUAAGAUUAUGCCAACCCCAACGGGUGAGUCCAGUCUGGCACAGUUGCUCAGCUCUGAUGUCCACCUUUCAACUGAUGGCUCCAUGGGUAUGGCUGUGAGCACCAUUGCUACGAUGGGGAUCAACACAGAGUUCAUUCAAGCAGGAAAGGAGCUGCAUCUAAUGGUACAUGCCAUUGUCCCAGUCAAGUUCACCACUAAAGCUGAUAUAAAAGAGAAGAACCUGAAAGUGCAGUUUGAUCCUUGCAUACGAAAAACAGACCUACUGACUAUGAGAACUGAGGCCUUUGCAAUCACAAGAAAUAUUGAAGACCGGCAAGCAGACAAGAAGAUCCAGUUGCAGCCAGAAGCUCCAAAGAACAUUUUGAAGUCCCAUUUCAAACCAGAGUCCCUGCCAUCUGAAGAAAAAGACUCAGCUGCAAGUGUGAUACUGUCCGAUGAAAUCAUGUCCACAAAAACAGAGAUGCCAACGGAGGAGAAGAAGCCCCAUGUCCUAGUUGAUCAGGAAGACAUGUGUGCUGAAGCUCCAAAUUUUGGAUUCAAACAGUUGAAGAACAAUGCAAGACAGUUGAGGACCUCUUUCUCUUCUUCAAGUUCCACAAGCCUGUCUAACUCUGAGAGCAGCAAGUCAUCCCUCAAGCAAAUGAAUCUUAGGGAUACAUUCCCACCUUUGUUUGCCAUUGUAUCCCAUGCCAAGAGAAUUGAUGGAAGUCUGCAAGGCUAUGAGCUGGCUGUUUAUGUAGAUACCACUAUAUCCAAGCCCCAAGUACAGCUCCUGGCCAUGGAAAUGGGAAACACGGAGAAGGGACAUCUUUGUGUAAAUGCUGACCUGCAGAGCGAGUACAAGGCACUGAUGACAAUCUACACAUUGGCUGUUCCAGUUCCUAUUGCAAUGCCCACUGGUGACAUGCAAAGCCCUUCUGGUCUCACACCCAGUCUCAGUAAGACCUUAACCAAGCUUACCGAGUUAUCCAAAUCAAACUGUAUUGCAGAAGGAGGGAGAUUCAUGACCUUUGAUGGGGUGCAGUACCUGUAUGAUAUGCCCCACGGCUGUUUCCAUGUUCUUGCCCAGGAUUGUUUCUACGGACCCCGCUUCAUAAUCCUCAUUAAACAGCUCUCUAUGUCAGACCAUCUGCAAGUGGUGAAGGCCCACAUCAAUGAAAAUGAGAUUGAAAUAUUACCCUCAGUCAGUGGUAAGCUAACACUGAUAUAUAACAGACAUGAGAUCUUGUCAUCGAACCUUCCCUUCAUUAACACUCAAGAUGAGGUGGUGAUCAAAGCAGAGAACCAAGGUUUGGUGCUGCAUGCAGAGCGGUAUGGAUUGGAUGUAGUCUAUUUCGAUGGGAAGAGGACGGAGGUGAGGAUUAGCAGCAUCAUGAGGGGAAAGAUGUGUGGGCUGUGUGGCCGCAAUGAUGGAGAAACAAAACUGGAGUUCCGCAUGCCAGAUGCUAAUGUGGCUAGCAGCGCUGCCACGUUUGCCCACUCCUGGAUGUUGAGGCAUAACAGCUGCAGAGAAGGCUGUAAGCUCCAGCAGGACCAUGUGGGCCUCAAUAGGACUGUCUCCAUUAUGGGAGAGCUGUCCCGCUGUUAUUCCAUUGAGCCAGUGCUGAGCUGUGCCCCUGGGUGUGCCCCCACCCGCACAGCCCUCCUCAAUGUCAGUUUCCACUGCCUCCCUGAAGAGAACCCUGUUAAGAUGGAUAAAUAUGCCAGCCUGGUGGGGAAGAGAGUACACUUGGUGGAUCCUGUUGUGAUGCACACUGCGUGCUCCUGCCCGGCACGUCAUUGUACUGACUGA